Molecule: messenger RNA, 11328 nt
Organism: Podarcis lilfordi (Lilford's wall lizard)
Lineage: Eukaryota; Metazoa; Chordata; Lepidosauria; Squamata; Lacertidae
Source: the annotation of a GenBank genome assembly
AUGAGGAAGGGAUUAGUUCACUCAGAAUCUCACAGUGAAGAUGGAAGAAAUGGAGAUGUGUCACAGUUCCCAUAUGUUGAAUUCACGGGAAGAGAUAGCGUCACAUGUCCCACGUGUCAGGGAACAGGGAGAAUUCCACGUGGUAUGUCUAAAAUGCAUGAAACAGUCUAAAUGAUAAAGUGCUAAAUAUGUUUUUGUCUUCCUCCUCUUCAAGUCCCCAUUAGUCCUUAUGCUUAUCUGGCGUAGAAAGUGUAUGAUGACUGAGUACUGAUAUGUUUUGCUGGCCUUUUUUUGUACCUGAGAAUAUUAUUGAAAGACUUAUGGUAGGAUAACCUUGGAUUUGGGUCCUUUGAUUUUCUCUCUUUGCUUUAUUCACCAAAUUCAUAGAAAAUCACAUUGAACUUUUUAAACAAUACUAAUGUGAUACCUUGCCAGUUUUCAGUUGCAAGUAUGGCAGCUGGGCAUUCACAAUGCAACCAUCAGUCAACACCAGGCAAAACAAGCCAUGGUUUAUUUUAUUAUCUGUGAGCAGGAUUCUGGUUUCUUCAACAAACCAUUGUUAAAGCAAACUACGGCUUAGUUUUUCAUCCAGUCAUGCUCUAUGAUUUCCUUUUACCAUUUAAAAGUUAUUUUUUCUCAUUUUCAAAUUUGGAAAUGUUAGAACUUCUAUCUGAUGGUAGAGUUGUGCUUACUUGCUAAAGUUAUGCUGAUGUACAACUGGGAAUUCCUUAAGAUGGUACUAGCAUAUUGUAUAAUGUAACUGGCAGCUGAAGCGAAUGUUACUCAAUAUACCAGUACAUUUACAUCAAUAGGGGUAAGUUCUAAACAAUGGGUCCUAUUGAUACAGAAGGCUAAACUUAAAGCCUGCAGCAAAGUAUGUUUUGAAUGAAGUUUGAGGAAAAAGCUUGUUGGAUUAAGUAGCAUAAAACAAUAUGUGUUGAAAUUACUGCAGUCAUUUUAACAAAAUAAGUGAAAGGGUUUGUGUUUUUACUUUUAAAAAAGCAUUUCAUAGAAGGUUUCAGAACAUGCGUCACCAUGAAAAUUAUUAACGUUAUACCGGUUUGGGGUGGGGUGGGGGGAAGCCAGCAGCAAGCUAAUCAAAAUACUAAAUAUAAUGUCCAUUGAAAAUUUCCAAAGAAAAUUAGAAGCUGAGGGUAGGGUGGAAGACAUAUUCAGUGGUUGUUUGUUUAGUCAUCCUGUUUAUGUAGGACCUUUCUUUCCAUAGGAGCCCAGAAUGAAUUAGGCAGAUUUUAAUUUUAGGGUCUAAAAGUAGAGAGAUACCUUUUAUAUCAACAACCUCAGAUAUGCAGAUGACACAACCUUGAUGGCAGAAAGUGAGGAGGAAUUAAAGAACCUUUUAAUGAGUAUGAAAGAGGAGAGUGCAAAAUAUGGUCUGAAACUCAACAUCAAAAAAACUAUAAUCAUGGCCACUGGUCCCAUCACCUCCUGGCAAAUAGAAGGGGGGAAAAUGGAGGCAGUGAGAGAUUUUACUUUCUUGGGCUCCAUGAUCACUGCAGAUGGUGACAGCAGUCACAAAAUUAAAAGCAAUGACAAACCUAGACAGCAUCUUAAAAAACACAGACAUCACCUUACCGACAAAGGUCCGUAUCGUUAAAGCCAUGGUUUUCCCUGUAGUGAUGUAUGGAAGUAAGAGCUGGACCAUAAAGAAGACGGAUCGCCGAAGAAUUGAUGCUUUUGAAUUAUGGUGCUGGAGGAGACUCUUGAGAGUCCCAUGGACUGCAAGAAGAUCCAACCUAUCCAUUCUUGAGGAAAUCAGCCCUGAGUGCUCACUGGAAGGACAGAUCCUGAAGCUGAGGCUCCAAUACUUUGGCCACCUCAUGAGAAGAGAAGACUCCCUGGAAAAGACCCUGAUGUUGGGAAAGAUGGAGGACGCAAGGAGAAGGGGACGACAGAGGACGAGAUGGUUGGACAGUGUUCUCGAAGCUACUAACAUGAGUUUGACCAAACUGCGGGAGGCAGUGGAAGACAGGAGUUCCUGGCAUGCUCUGGUCCAUGGGGUCACGAAAAGUCGGACACGACUAAACAACAACAACACCUUUUAUACUGUGUCUCUGUCGUGGAAAUUCUACUCCGUAUUCAUCCAGAGUAGAACCUCAACGUAUACUUAGCAGAGUAAAAACCUAAACACGUUGUAGGAUCCCCCCAAAAUAGACCAGAGGCAAUUGUUCUUCAUCCAGCAGAGCUUUACUGCUAACGAAGGCAAAAGAGCAUAAUGGUCACAAAUCCAGUACAUUCAGGAUUGGCACUGUCCAUAAGAAAUCCAGUUGCAGCAGACUUAACUUAAACAUACAAUUGUUGCUUUUUUUCUGGGGGUACGCAGGGGUACGCAUACCCCUAAACAUUUUGUGAAUCUUAACGGGAGAAGAAACUAAAAAAAAAUAGUUUUUUCUCUAACAUGAUGAAUUGUCAGCUCUGCUACUACCUCUGAUGGCGGCCUCAUUUGUUGUCACGGUGUUUCCUGAGUCUCAGAUGGAAUGAAAGUACUGUACUCCUAAACCAUUUUAAAGAAAAAAAGCACAGCUUACAAUAACUUAUAAUAAGACUAAACCGUAACACUAUAUACAGAACACCACACUAGAAGGAAAGAGAGACAGAAAGAGAAAGUGAAACCAGGCUCCUUCUGGCCUUACUUUUAUAGUCUGCAUGACCUUGACAGAAGAGGUAACAGAACCAGUUUAAGCCAGCUGUACUCAGCUUCUCUGAAGGAAUAACCCAAACAUCAGGAACCUUCUGCUUGUUUCUUUCACACAGAGAAGAUUUUCAGAACCCUCUUGAAUUAAUUAGAAUAGGAAAGAUCUCUACACAUCAGUUCAAUACUUUCUGUACUAAGAUGCAAACUGACACUCUCUCCUAAGGAGCCCAGGGUGGCAGACAUUUAUUUGUGUACAAAAUUUCUAUACAGCCCAUUAACAAAGUUCUCUAGACAGUUUGUCUCUCCCCCCCCCCAAAAAAAAUCUCAUUUUAGUCUUGCAGGCAAUAAAUGGCAAGUAGGUUAGUGUGUGUGUGUGUGUGUGUGUGUGUGUGUGUGUGUGUAAAACCCAGCAAGUUCCCUUUGUGCAUGAGGAUUUGAGCCAAUGUGUCUCCUUGUCAGAUGUUAACACUGAGCCCGUUGCCCCAUGCAGGCUCCCGUGUGAAGCCGAUUUAUGCAUAAUUGCAAUUUUGCAGCCUGCUUUCUUGACAUUUUGCCAAAGUCUUUGUUAACAAGAGUACACAACUCAAAAGCGAUAGAGGCCUGAAGCCAACGAUUUGACUGGUUACUUCAGUACUCAGUGCAGAUUCAUAAAAGCUUGUUGCCUCAAGCCUCCCUACUAUUCCCAUGUUUUGCCAGCUCUGUUACUGUCCACCACACACUCCCUACCCCCAGGAUCCAUGAAGAACACCCAAAUGUCUCUUGCUUCUAUUGUGGUAAGGAAUCUGUAUGAGGGUUUAUCCUCAUGUCUCAUUCUGAUUACCAAGUAAUUCCGCCCACUCCUUAAGUGCCUCUUUCCCUGCCUCUUCUGCCUCCCCUUUCCUUGGGUUCCAGCUUCUCAGAUAAAGAGACACCAGAAGAGCCUGCUGCAUCAGGCCACAGGCCCGUCUAGUCCAGCAUCCUGUUCUCACAGUGGCCAGUUAGAUGCCUAUGGGAAGCCAGCAAACACAACAAACUCUUCUCCUGUUGCAGUUUCCAGCAAGUGGUAUUCGGAAGCGUACAGCCUCUGACAGUUCCUCUCUCAUCCUUUUGCCACCCUAACCUGAGCUUCCUAUCCCCUUAGUGUUGCCCUCUUUGUCCUCCUUGUUCCAAAGCUGCCAAUGAGCUUCCACACAAGUGGUGGUUGUGGAUGAAUCACAAGUUGUUGUUUUUUUAGUGACCAGAUUUUCUGCAGUAAGGGGAGGAGGAAUCCUGAUUAAAUACUUUUUAAAAAAUAUAUCAUGCGGGUGCUACGAAUAACUGUGCAUGAGCAGGACUGAUUUCCCCAAUAAACUCUUGCCUGGAAACACCCAAAAUGGAAAUCUCCCUUUUCAUUCAGGGCAGUGAAAUGCUUUGCACCUCUUUUCUUAGCCGUGCGUAGUGAUGUGAGGAGAGAAUAUUCUCCACAAACUGUAAAUUCUAAUGUAAGAACCAGUUUUACAACCCACAUUUAAAAAAUCUAGUAAAUAGUAAGUCAAGCUGUGAUAUUGCCAGUAUAAGUAAUGAAUAAUGAUUUUAUUUUGAUCUAGUUACAUUACUAGGCAUUGUCAUUCACCAUUGGCAGUUCUGAAAUGUGAGCUACAGAAAACUUUUUUUAAAAAGUUUUUAAAAUGCUUUUCGUUUAAUUUGAUCAACAUUUGAAUUUGUAUGUAUUUCAGCUAUAUGUAAUAGCCUUUUUUCUAUUUUGGUGUGACCUUAUUCUUAGCAAUUCUAUACCCUUGGCCAUACAGUAUGAUUUAUUAUUAUUUUUUUACAGAAAGUAGCUUUAAUGCUUUAUACACUUAAAAGUACCUAGGCCUAUACAAUUAUGUGUAACAGAAUGUGAGCUGGCCUUGAUUUAAACGUUUCUAUAUUCUUAUUUAGUGCCAGUAACUGGUUUUUAUAUCAUUUUCAGUAAAUUAAAAUGAAUAUUCUAUUUCAAAUGAAAAUUCUCUAAUGUUCUCAUUAACUGAGAAUAUUCUCGAGAAUAAUCUCCAAAAGAUUAUUCUCGAGAAUUUAACAUCACUAGCCGUGCGCGUGUUUGCGCACUUAGAACUGCUGGAUAUUGGUGAUACAUUCAGUAAGUGCUACUUGUCACACAACUAUUGUCAUGGAAAGUGGCACCGGUUGAAUUUCUCAUUAUAAUGUAGCAGAUCAAAGCACAAGAGGCACUACUGAAAAAGAAAGUAAGAACUCUGAUGAAAGGUAAAGAGCAAAUAAUUUUCUGACCUAAUUGGGUCAACAGGGUGCUUAGGUGAUGGGAGCAGCUAUGGUCUGUGAUCUGCCAUGCAUGUCUUGUACUGGUAGUUUCAGGUACAGUGUGGCCCUUGCCAUUUUUCAGCCUUACUUGCCAUUUUAUCCUUUAUUUAUUUUAACAUAUUUAUUAGCUGCCCUUCCACCCAAACUCUCAUAGCAGUUCUCAAAACUAAAACCACAAUAUAGUACACAAUAAAAGCAAGGCAGAGCUAAAUAAAAUAAAAGCAUAAAAUGCAUAUAGUCUAAAACAAUGCAAACCUCUGAAAGCCAUGGGCACAUAAAAAGAUUUUCACCUGGCACCAAAAAUAAAACAGUUGCAGACAGGACUCCUCUUGGGGAAAGCCUUCAAAGGCAUUAUGCCACAGAUGAAAAGGCAGCACAGAGCAAAGUGGUGUGCCAAAAAACCCCAAACCAGUUCUCUUCUGCAACAAAUUUCCUUCAAAGAAAUUGCCUCUUGAUAGUUUUAUUGCACAUUUUUCUCAAAUUUAGUAGACUGCGAAAGAAUUCAGUGCAGAGCUGUAGUACUGCAGACAAGUCAUUUUUAUCAUCCUAGGAUGCUACACGUUUUAUUGAUUCUUUUUAGCUGCAUCGAACAUGGGUGGAAACUCAAGAUACUGAACAGUUAUGUUCUUAUUUGUAGGUCAGGAAAAUCAGCUUGUUGCCCUGAUUCCAUACAGUGAUCAGAGACUGAGGCCAAGAAGAACGUAAGUUUUACAGAAGCACUAUAAACACGUGUUGUCCAUAAAUUACCGUAUUUUUUGCCCCAUAGGACGCACCAGCUCAUAGGACGCACCUAGUUUUUUUGGGGGGAAAUAAAGAAAAGAAAAUUAUUUCCCCCCCAGGUGCGGGGCUGGGGAAGCCCGAGCUUCCCCCGACCCCAGCCCCCAGAACAGGCUGCUAUCCGCAAGCCGUGGGAGAGCUGCGCGACUUCGCGCAGCUCUCCACGGCUAGCGAGCGCUGCGCGAGCCAGCUUGGGCGUGCUGAGCUCAGCGCCCCAAGCUUCUGGGUGCCGGCAAGCUCUCCGCUAGCCAUGGGAGAGCUGGGUCUCCCACGGCUAGCGGAUAGCUUCCUGGAGCCUGGAGAGCGAGAGGGGUCGGUGUGCACCAACCCCACUCGCUCUCCAGGCUUCAGCGAAAGCCUGCAUUUGCCCCAUAGGACGCGCACACAUUUCCCUUCAUUUUUGGAGGGGAAAAAGUGUGUCUUAUAGGGCGAAAAAUACGGGUUGAUCUAUCCAAAUCUAGAAUAAAAAGAUGUAAUUCUGAUGCUGUUCACUAUGUGGCUUUUGAGUACUCGGGAACAAUUUCCAUUAACCCCAUAAGCCAUUUUUUGUGUUUGUGAUGAUAGGUGGCUGCUUUGCUAGAAGUGUUCUUUUGGAAUAUUGUCACAAAGUUCUAUCAACACUGAAGCAUUGUCAUGUUCCUUUGAGUGGAUAUGAGGGGAGGUGCUUACUAUGGUUCAGGUCGUUGUAGUGUUCUCAGGGGCUUCAGUGAAGAAAGAUGGCAUCCAAGGUGUGCUCCUCCAUCAGUACCACUCUUUUUCGUUCAUACCAUUGGGUUUUCUCUGCCAUUUAUUUAUAUAUAUAUAUGUAUGUGUGUGUGUGUAUUGCCUGUAUAUAUAUAUACACACACACACACACACACACACACACACACACACACAAUGCCAACUGUUAGAAAUCAUAGGAUGGCUCAGAUAAACCUAGCUCUGCCUUGACUGGGAAAGUGCAGAACCAUGUUGCAGUGGCUGUGCAUAAUGUCUUAAUGCCCUGUGCAUAACGAUCUUGUGGGGAGGGCGAUCUGGCCCUCAGAAGGCUUUGUUGUUAUGCUGCGUCUCUUUGCUCCCAUACUUGCAGGAUUUAGGUAGAAUGCAGCCAAGCAUUUGCAAAAAAGCAUAUGCACACUACAUGCUAUGUUCAAAAUGGCAACUUGCUUUAGAAUGGGUGAAUGGUGAGGGGCAAAGCAAGUUGGGCACAGCUUCUCCAAGAAGGUAUUAUAUACAUAUAGUGUGUGUAUCUAUGUAUCUACAGUGAUAACCUGUCUCUACUCUCUUUCCUGCAGAAAACUUUACGUUACUGCUUCUGUAAUUGUAUGCUUACUACUUUCUGGGCUGGCAGUAUUUUUCUUAUUUCCUCGAUCAAUUGACGUUGAAUACAUUGGAGUCAAGUCAGUAUAUGUCAGUUACGAAGCACAGAGGCGCAUAAUAUACUUAAAUAUUACGGUAUGUUCAUUGUUAAGUUCUCUUUUGCUUCCUUCUGUGGUUGGCAUUUUACUGUAUAUGGAUCGUUGACAUGCGUAUGACUUCUCUUUAAUCUAGAAUUUUUAAAAAAAUUCUCUUCUGUAGAACACAUUGAACAUCACAAACAACAAUUAUUAUUCGGUGGAAGUUGAAAACAUUACAGCGCAGGUGCAGUUUUCAAAGACUGUUAUUGGGAAAGCACGGCUGAGCAAUAACACUCACAUUGGCCCACUGGACAUGAAACAAGUAAGUGUAGUUGAUUUAAUUCCAUACAAUAUGGCUGAAUGUGCAGCAAUCAUCUCUUGUUUCACAUUCCUUAUCCUGAUCUUUCUUUUUCUUUUUUCCAGAUUGAUUAUAUGGUGCCCACAGUUAUACAAGAUGAAAUGAGCUACAUGUUGUAAGUGGUUGGCUCUCUAGAGUACACUGACACACAAGAAGGGGGCCCACAAUGAAAUAUUGCAGGGUAUCCUCAGCCCCUAGCUAGCAAUUAUAGUAAUAUCUUGGUUGUCAAAUGCCUUGGUACUCGGACGUUUUGCUUCCCGAAUGCUGCAAACCCAAAAGUGAGUGUUCCAGUUUGCGAACAUUCUUUGGAACCCGAACGUCCGACAGGGCUUCCAAUUGGCUGAAGGAGCUUCCUGUAGCCCAUCUGAAGCUGUACUUUGGUUUCCGGAACAGAUUCCGUUCCACUUCUGAGGUACAACUGUAUGUCUAUACUGGAAGGAAAUUUGUCCAAGGAAUAAAGUGUUCAGGUUCAGGUGGCAUCACUCUGACUUUAUUCGUCUUUAGCUGGGGGAGUGGAUGGGUAGAGCAUAGGAAAGAGAGCUUAACCUCUUGGUGUGCAUCUGUCCAGGGAUUACUGCCGGACAGCCCAGCAGAAAUAAGAGAAGCACCUUCCUUUUCAAAAGUGGACUCUACACCUGACCAUUAGGCUCAUUUCCAGCCCCCCCUUUCACCCUCCAUUUUUUCAUUUUAACUGUUGAACAUUCCUUGGGCAAAACUCCUUCAAGUAUAGGCAUAAUUGCUAGAUUUAAACGAACCUGGUUGAGCCUUGGGCUCGUGCUUUCUGCCCCCCCCCCCCCCCGUAAUUGUCACAAGGAGGAGAUUGGAAGCUUUCAUUUUUAACUAACUGUAGUAUAGCAUCCUGCCCCAAAACAGCUAGUCUUAACUAUGGGUUACUGAAAUAAGCCAAUGCAUUGCCUUAUUUCAGUAAGCUGUUACUAAAACUAACCAGCUGCUGUCUAGGUUUAGACAUGCUAAGCUGAAGUUAGUUAAAUAUUGAAACGAAAGCUUUCUGUCUUCUUGCAGCUGCGUGCCAGAAGAGGAGUGCUCAACCCUAAACCUUGCCAUGGCUUAUUCAUGUUGGCAUUGUGUGCAAACCAGCCACACAGUCUGCCUAAUCUCUGGUUCUUUGGGACCAUCCUUUUUUCUUCCCUCCCCUGGCAUGGGAGCGCUCAUAGGAAAGCAAUCUGAAUUUCUCCCAUUUUCUUCUGUCACUCUGACUUCAAAAUACUUUUUGAAGUAUCCCCCCCCCCCCAAAAGUUGGGGGGAUACAUUUGUAUUUGGUUCAAGCCCCAUUCCUGCCAUCAACCAAUUUUUGUUAAGUACCUCGUUUUACCUAAGCCCAUUCCCAAUUGAGCUAAGGGGAAUCACUAGUUAGAAUUUAGAACUUGGCGUGUUUGUUUUAGCCUUGCUAGCUUUUAAUUAUGCUUACAUUACUUUUUUUCUUUUUACAGUGAUUUUUGCACCUUACUCUCUAUCAAAGUACACAACAUAGUAGUCAUGAUGCAGUAAGUAUAUUUUGCAUUUUCAUUUACACAGAGCCCUAACUUUCUAAACUAUGGGUUGUAUCCAACAUUCGUAAUACUCAAGAGUACUUUCUAUUUGCCAUUAAUGGGCACGACCGACUUAGGUCCAUUAACUUCAGUGUGUCAGCUCUGAUUAUAAUUUUAGUUCUGUAGUGGGGAACCUUUGCUCUGUGGGUAAUUUUUGACCCUCUGGCAGUUCCAGUUUGGCCCGUGAGGCCAUGUUUUCUAAAGCCACAUCUGCCUGUCAAUCAACUUGUGUCACUCUGAUGGAUGGGUGGCAUCACUUUAUUAGAUGGUGUUAAAUCAUGCUCAGUUUGGCUGUGCAUGUGGGCUUCCCACAACCAAUGUAGCAGGAUUCAACUCUUUGCUUAUCAGCAAAUGAUUGGGGUGGGGUGGUGUUCCAUUAAGAGCAAUGGUAUGGGAGUGACCUCAGAUAAGAUGAGGAGGCGUAUGAUGACAUAUUUUUUCUUUAUCUCCGAUUGAAUAUCAUGAAAAGUGACAGCAGCUAGGGUUUUCUUCUCUUUUGUUCCUUUUCUUUACAGUUUGUGAAAAACAGAGUUUAGUUUGUUGCAGGGUGGAUGAAAAUCAAUGAUUUGAAAUAUCAUUUCAUCCAGGGUGGAUAAAAUAUUUUUUAAUAUUAUUUAAAUUGGAUUUUUAAAAUAAAAUGCUUUUGGAGGAAAAAUCUUUCUAAGGAUAGUUUUCUAUUUAAGUUACAUUGUAGUCCAAAGGCUAUUCAUCAGGAAAUAAGGAUUUGUUUUGUUUAACCACAUCAGUUAACAAACAUGGAUACAUAUGCUAUAAUGUUUUUGUUUUAGUUAAAUAAAUUGUUUAAAUUGUUACUAAGGAAAUGAUUAUUUUUCUCCUUCCAAUAAAGUACAGCAGAAAAGUUUUCCAAAUAUAAAGUUAGCUUAUUAAACGUCACAAUAAUUUUAUAAUUAUUGGUCUAUGUAUUUCCAGUAGUAUAACCAAAUCAGUAAUUUGCGAUAUAACAGUUAAAAACUACUCUGAAAGUUUAUUAUUCCCAAAAUGAAACCUUCCUCUGGUUGUAAAUAUUAAGAUGAUACCAGCAAGAAUGAGUCUGUAAAAAAUGAUUUAAAUCAAGUCUUACUGGCUAGUGAUUUAAAUCAAAUCCACCCUGGUUUGUUGGAAGAGAAGGUUGUCAGUAAAUAAAAGAAAUCUUAAAUCAGCCUACUGAGAGCCGUAAUUUCUGUUAAGAAAGCCUUGGCUGUUGCAAUCCUGGGGCUUAAAUCCUGCUCCGUUCAGCAGGAUUUAACCCAAACCCCUGAUCAGGAAGGUGUUUGCAUUGAAGCCCUUGCUACUAAAGAAAAGGAAUUUUCCUUCAUUUUAGCAGCACCUUGCUGUCUGUGAGAUGCCGUGAGCUACAGCACUUAAAUCACCAAAUGUCAGGUGAUUGACAGGGUGGACUCCCGCAGGGCUCCCUAGGCUGCGGAUAUCUGCCCGAAGCGCGGGGCGCUCUGCUUUAGCGCGCUCCGGGCAGCAGGCUGCUAUCCGCAGCCUAGGGAGCCUUGCGGGAACUCCUGUGGGCUCCCCAGGCUUGCUGAUAGCUUCCUGAAGCCUGGAGAGCGAGAGGGGUCGGUGCGCACCGACCCCUCUCGCUCUCCAAGCUUUAGCGAAAGCCUGCAUUCGCCCCAUAGGACGCACACAGAUUUCCCCUUCAUUUUUGGAGGGGAAAAAGUGCGUCCUAUAGGGCGAAAAAUACGGUACCGAGCGCAGGACUGGAGUUUGGGGAACAAAACUAAAGGACUUGCAAAUUAAGUAAAUGUUUGCAUAGUGUGUGUUGGUUGCCCUAAUAGGAAAAGCCCUGUCAAACCACCAUAAACUCAGAAAAUCCUGUAAUUGCGGAAGAACGAUAUUUCUGAUCUGUUAGGUGGUACCAAAGAUGGGUUGAAUAUGCUAGAUGGCAUGGAGGAGCUAGACAAAUACAUCAGUCUGGAGCUGUGAAAGAUGUUUAUCUUUAUUCCCUCACUAAACGAAGGGUUUGCAGGCCCGAUGUGGCCCAACAAGCCUUCCCCAGAGGCCCCACAGUCCCCCAACCCAACUUGGUGCUACCACCAGUGGAUUUUUCAUCUCAAUAUGGGUGCCCCACCAGCAACGGUCAUGACUGCAAAUGCCCCCUCUCCACUCACCUCCAAAAGCUGAGGUAGUAUAUAAUGUAUAAACUCUAUUCGUUCUCUCUUCCCUGUCCCUUUUCCCCCCCUUUUAAGAGUGACCGUGACCACCUCUUACUUUGGUCACUCUGAACAAAUAUCUCAGGAGCGGUACCAGUAUGUUGACUGCGGUGGAAACACAACUUACCAGCUGGGACAGUCAGAGUAUCUAAAUGUACUUCAGCCGCCUCAGUAG